This is a messenger RNA of Caenorhabditis angaria, 2137 nucleotides long. NCBI's taxonomy places the organism in Eukaryota, Metazoa, Nematoda, Chromadorea, Rhabditida, Rhabditidae. The record is from the annotation of a GenBank genome assembly.
AUGGCGGCAAAAAUCAUUGAUGCAAAGGAUAUUUCACCAGCCUGGAAGGUUUUGCAGAUGAAAAUGAAGGAGGAGGAAGCGGCAAAACCGGAAAAAAUGGAAGAAGACGCGGAUAACGAGGGUUUCACCAAAGUGCUCACAAAAAACCAGAAAAAACAAUUGAAUCGAAAGCGGCGAGCACAAGAAGCAUUAGAAGAGGCAAUGAAUUCGCAAAAGAAAUCGAGAGAACACUACGAUAUUCCGGUUUUGAUAAAAGAUGAUGAAAUUGGUGAAGCGACACAAUUAAUGGCAUUGGAUUGUGAAUAUGUUGGAGGUGGAAAUGAGGGAAAUAUUGAUAUUUUGGCCAGAGUUUCGAUUGUUAAUGAUGUAGGUUUUUAAGGGGGUUUGGAGAGGAAAAACUGAAAAUUUUAAAUUUUUAGUCAAAAAUUCGAGAAAAAUGUGAAAAUUUGCCCGGAAAGCUCGAAAAAACAGCUGGAAAUCCAGGUUUUCAGAAAGAUUUUCUUGAAAAUUAUGAAUUCCCUGCUCAAAAUCUUGAAAAUUGCUGAAAAUCUGUGGUUUUGAGCUUAGAAACCUGAAAAACCAUAAAAAUCUGGAAGUUUUUAUAGAAAAUAUAGAAAAUUUGGGAUUUUCAGCCAAUUUUAGCUUGAAAUCUCUAAAAAUUGUACUUUCCCAUCAAUUUUUGAUCCAAAACUAUCAUCAGAAAAAAAAAUGAAAAUUUGAAUUUUCCACAAAAACGGGGAGAGUUCAAUAGAGCGCAUUUGCUGUUUUUGGCUCGAAAUUCGUCGUUUCUAGCUCAAAAUUCAUGAAAAUCGUGUUUUUCAUCAAUUUUAACCUAAAAAUCAUGAAAAACAACGAUUUUUGGUCGAAAAAUAGCAAAUGCGCUCUGUUGAACUCUACGCGUUUUUAUGGAAAAUCCAAAUUUUUUUUUUCUAAAAUUGGUCCUAAGCUUAUUUAGACUCAAAAAAUCCCAAAUUUUUGCAGAAAGGCAAAAUCGUGUAUGACAAAUAUGUUCGACCAACCGAAAAAGUGACCGAUUACCGUACUCAAGUCUCCGGAAUUCGACCAGAAGAUCUAUCAAAAACCUCACAAAAAUGCCUCACUUUCGAUCAGGUUCAAAAAGAGACCACAAAAUUGAUCGAGGGAAAAAUGAUUGUUGGACACGCGAUUCAUAAUGAUUUUCGAGUUUUGAAGAUUGCUCAUGGUAGAAAAAUGACGAGAGAUACGGCAAAAUGUUUGGUUUUGAAGCAAAGAGUUCAACAAAAUCGAGGAGUGAGUGAUUUUUGACCGAAAAACCAUGAAAAACAUUGAAUUUUGACGCAAAACUAGCAAAUGCGCUCUAUUGAACUCUCCCCGUUUUCAAGAAAAAUUCAAAUUUUCAUUUUUUUUUCUUUUAGCUGAAAUUGGCGGAAAAUCGAUUUUUAACCAAAAAACUAUUAUUUUGAUCUGAAAUUUGCUAAAAUUCCUAAUUUUCCAUCAAAUUCCACCCGAAAACCAUGAAAAACAACGAAUUUUGAGUCAAAAAUAGCAUAUGCGCUCUAUUGAACUCUACGCAUUUUUGUGGAAAAUUCAAAUUUUCUUCAUUUUUUUUCUUCUGAUGAAGUUGGUGAAAAACCGAUUUUUUAACCAAAAAACUAUGAUUUCGAUCUGAAAUUUACUAAAAUUUCUCAUUUUUAGCUUAAAUUCGUGAUUUUCCAUCAAAUUCCACCCAAAAAUCUCGAAAAACGACGAUUUUUGAGUCAAAAAGAGCAAAUGCGCUCUAUUGAACUCUCCCCGGUUCUUUGAAAAAUUCAAAUUUUCAUUUUUUUUUUCUCUGAUGGAUUUUGAGCUCAAGUUGAUGGGAAAAUCGUAUUUUUUUAGCUAAAAAUCAUGAAUUUCCUCAAAUUUAAAGGCACAUACAGUAUUCUUUCAAUUUUCCAGACCCCGUCGCUCAAAAAACUGGCCAAAGAAGUUCUCGGAAUCGAUAUUCAACAAGGCGAACACUGUUCGGUAGGUCGAAUUUGGUUUUCUAGGCCCUCUUGGUUUUCUAGGCCACCUAACAUUCCAAUAUUUCCAGAUUCAAGAUGCUCGAGUUGCUCUUCGCCUUUAUGAAGCCGUCAAAAAACAAUGGGAAGCUGAAAUCAAACGAUUCAGAAGUUAG